AUGACGCCCGUCCAGACAUCCUCAGCCCCCACGAAAGUGGAGAGCGUGCCACUCGCAAGUUCCAAACGCAAGCUGGACGAGGAUCAAUUCUUCAACAACAGCAAUGUAAAGUGGCUGGGAGGCUCAGACAAGCCGCCGUACACAAAGGCGAGCACAUACUCGGGCGCAGUUGCUGAUAGGGAGCGUUUCUUGAGAGAGACAAACGGUUUGACUGCUCUUCAAAAGCAUUGCGUGUACUUCGAUGGGGACGCGGAUGGCAUCAUCUGGCCUACCGACACCUUCUUCGGCUUUUACGCACUCGGUUUCGGACUGAUCCUCUCCCUCCUAGCGGUCGGCAUCAUUCACGGGCCAUUUUCGUACCCCACAAUUCCCUACACCGGGGCAAGGUGGAGAGACUACCUUCCCGAUCCCUUCUUUCGCAUCUGGAUCGCAAACAUCCACCGCAACAAGCACGGUUCGGACAGCGAGUCCUACAACCGCAAGGGCGAACUGCAGAGGCAAAGAUUCGACGACAUUUUUGAUCUCUACUCGACCGCCCCAAACAAGGAUGGCUUGUCCUUCAACGACUUGGUCGUCAUGAUCACCACCCGAAGAAACCUCAUGGAUCCGUUUGGCUGGUUCGCCAUGGCCUUUGAGUGGGGCAGCACUUACCUCCUGCUGUGGCCUUCGGACGGAAUCGUCAAGAAGGAUGACGUCCACGGCAUCAUCGAUGGCAGCCUCUUCACCUCUAUCGCAGCGCGCCGUCGUGAAGGUCUUGGUGCCUUUCAUGCCAGAGAAAGGAAGCAAAUCUAG
Molecule: messenger RNA, 792 nt
Organism: Ceraceosorus guamensis
Lineage: Eukaryota; Fungi; Basidiomycota; Exobasidiomycetes; Ceraceosorales; Ceraceosoraceae
Product: Caleosin-domain-containing protein
Exons: 2
Coding region: 1-792 (263 amino acids)
Molecular function (GO): monooxygenase activity; calcium ion binding
Source: RefSeq, a predicted model, not a curated record